CCACACACUACCAGUCAGUUGACUCACUGUACAAGACUCUCCCCUUCACUUCACUCUACUGCAGGGUGGGAGAUGCAACAAUGGUCUUGAGAACAGCAGGUGGUCGUCUUUCUCUGGUGGUCUUUCUCUGGUCUGUAGCAGUGGUACUGAGUCAGAAUGGCUGGAGUGUUACUUACACCACUCAGAGUAUCUGUCCCUUGAAGGGGUCAUCAGUGGAGAUGUCCUGCUCUUACACAUAUCCCAGUGGUACAGUCACAACAACCUUCUGGUUCAUCAAAAAGUAUGAUGUGGAGAAUUAUGUGAGUCUGUUAGAUGACCCAGACUACAAAGGUCGUGUGACGUACCGUAGUGAUAAGACGAAUGGACACACCCUGACAAUCACAGACCUGAGAGAAAGUGACUCAGCUACGUACAAAUUCAGAUUUAUAACAGAUCAGACCAGAGGGAAAUAUUAUGGUGAUCCUGGAGUCACUCUGUCUGUUACAGACCUGCAGGUGAAGGUGACCACUACAUGGUGGUCAAUGACACUGACCUGUAGCACCACCUGUACUCUGACUGGUAGCCCCACCUACAUCUGGUACAGGAACACUGUUGAGGGUCACAGUUAUUUCCACGUGACUUACACCCAUCAGAGGAUCUGUACCUUGAAGGGGACAUCAGUGGACAUAUCCUGCUCUUAUACUUAUCCCAGUGGUCAUACAGUCUCUGAAACAAUCUGGUAUACAAAAGGAAAACUUGAUGAGGCGUCUCAAAUCCUGAGCCCGGGGUAUGGAGGUCGUGUGGAGUACCUUGGAAAUAUGCAGAGUGACUCCAUCCUGAGAAUCACAGACCUGAGAGAGGAGGAUUCAGAUGAGUAUAAGUUUAGAUUCAGAACAGAUCAGACAACCUGGGAGCCCACCUUCCCUGGAACAACUCUGACUGUCACAGGUCUGCAGGUGAAGGUGACUCCUGCCACUGUGACAGAGGGACAGAAGGUGACACUGACCUGUAGCACCACCUGUACUCUGAGUGACAACCCCACCUACAUCUGGUACAAGAAUGGACAUGUAACCAACCAAUCUACCAGUCUGUUCCUAAACCCAGUCAGCAGUGAGGAUGCAGGCAGAUACUCCUGUUCUGUAGAAGGACAUGAGGAUCUCCCCUCUGCUGAAGAGACUCUCACUGUCACAUAUGGACCAAAGGACACCUCAGUGUCAGUCAGUCCCUCUGGUGAAAUAGUGGAGGGCAGUUCAGUGACUCUGACCUGCAGCAGUGAUGCCAACCCACCUGUGGACAAAUACACCUGGUACAAGAAGAACGUAACCUCACCAAAAGCAUCAGGACAGAGUUACAGCAUCACUAACAUCAUCUCUGAGGACAGAGGAGAAUAUUACUGUGAGGCCCAGAAUGGAAGAGGAUCUAUGAACUCUACAGCUCUGAUGAUCAUUGUAGCAGGGAAACAAACAUCAGUUCUGACUGCAGCUGUAGGAAUCAUAGUGGUUGUUCUGGUUCUCAUCCUCUGUCUCUCUGGACUCAUGUGGUUCAGGAGAUCCACAGCAGGAAGUGAUGCCACAACAGGGAUACAGAGUGUCCAUCCUGAUCCUAACAGUGAGACGUACACAGCUCUGAACAUGAAGACCAGGUCACCAGAGUAUGACACCCUGGCAGUUUUCCAGACAAUGACCUUUAACCUUUGA
Molecule: messenger RNA, 1676 nt
Organism: Oncorhynchus gorbuscha (pink salmon)
Lineage: Eukaryota; Metazoa; Chordata; Actinopteri; Salmoniformes; Salmonidae
Product: sialoadhesin-like
Exons: 11
Coding region: 81-1676 (531 amino acids)
Source: RefSeq, a predicted model, not a curated record